This is a messenger RNA of Chaetura pelagica (chimney swift), 504 nucleotides long. RefSeq names its product ketohexokinase (fructokinase) (gene KHK). The record is from RefSeq and is a predicted model, not a curated record. The coding region runs from base 1 to 504 and encodes 167 amino acids. Lineage: Eukaryota; Metazoa; Chordata; Aves; Apodiformes; Apodidae. The transcript has 6 exons. Gene Ontology annotation, molecular function: kinase activity.
AUGGGGAGCCCAGAGAACCAGGGGCAGAUGGUCUCCAUUAUGAACCUGCCCGAUGUGACAGCCCAUGAUUUUGAGAAGGUCGACCUCUCCCAGUACAAGUGGAUCCACUGGGAGGCCCGGAACGCGGCAGAGCAGGUGGAAAUGAUGCGGCGGGUGGAGCGGCACAACCGGUCCCGAGAGGCGGGAGAGCGGGUCCGCACCUCGGUGGAGGUGGAGAACCCCGAGGCUCUGCGGGGGCUGCGCAGCCGCGUGCGGCCGGGAGCCACGCUGAUCUGCGCCUGGGCUGAGGAGGGGGCCGAUGCCGUGGGGCCCAACGGGGAGCUGCUGCACUCGGAUGCCUUCCCCCCAGAGACCCUUGUGGACACACUGGGGGCUGGGGACACCUUCAACGCUGCAGUCAUCUUCGCGCUCUCAGAAGGGAAGAGCCUGCAGGAUGCCCUGACCUUCGGCUGCCAGAUUGCAGGCAGAAAAUGCGGGAUCCAGGGCUUCGAUGGCAUCGUCUGA